CAUUUUAUUUUAGUGUUUUGUUAAAAGUUGACACAGUUCUAGAUUCGUGGUCGAAGUGUUAAGGUAACAUUUUAAAGCAAAAUCAAAGAAAUCAUCAAAUUGAACCAGACCAUUUGGAUAAAUAGAUUAAAAUCAAAGUAAAACAACCAAACUCCAAAAAUGACGCGCAAUUCCGUCAUAAUUACGUUAGGUGUAUUAUUUGUAAUUGCCAACGUAGGACCCAUAUAUGCUGCUGAUAAUACUACACAAAAGGCAGUGCCUUUACAGAAUACGAAUUCAACAGCUGCAACUGUAGCAACAACACAAGCUCCUACAAGCACAGUAAAGCCAAAAAUUGUAAUAAAAGACAGUGAAUUGUGUAAAAAAUGUUCGUGUGAUAUUCAAUAUCUACAAAUCGAUUGUAGCAACAAAUCAAUGAAUACUUUGUUCUCCGAUGAGGAAUGGCAGACAUUACAAAAUGGCGAUGUGUUAUUUGAAAUAAUGAAUCUGAAUCACAAUAACAUUUCAUAUAUUCCCGUUUUGCCAACAUAUCCGGUUAAAUCAUUGUAUCUAAGCUUUAACAAAAUCAACAACAUUAGCAUUGGAGCGUUCCAAAAUCUGUCCCAACUGACAGUUUUGGACUUGUCGAGUAACAAAUUAACAUCAAAAUCCCUUAAACCACAUGUCUUUAAGGGGAUGUAUGCCGCUGAUAAAUAUGAACCCUUAAAGAAUUUAAGAACACUUGAUUUGGCAGAUAAUGAUUUACACACCUUGAACAAGGAUCUAUUUGAGCACUUGCCUGAUUUGGAGACAUUAAUUUUAUGCAAAAAUACUUUCCAUGAAAUCGAUCCGAGUACUACGAUUGCGAUAGCAAGUUUGAAUUCCUUAAAAACUUUGGAUUUAUCUUAUAUGGAACUUAGUGCGCUACCCGAUUCUCUAUUUCACAGUCCCAUUGAGUUGGAAACUCUAAUUUUAUCCGGCAACUCAUUCCAUACUUUGCCUAUAGCUUUGAGCCGAACCAAACACUUGAAGAAAUUAGUCUUAGAUGAAAAUCCUUUUGAUGAUUUUGAUAAAACCAAUAUAUUCAAGUCAUUAGGGGAAUUGGAGUAUUUGAGUAUUUCUUAUUUGCCAGACGUUACUAAAAUUGGACCUUGGGCCUUAAGCGAUUUGCAGAAUCUAACUACUUUGAUUGCUAUCAACAAUCCUCAUUUGUCAAGUAUACAUGAAUUGGCGUUCACUAAGAACACUACAAAUCCCGAUAUUUUCGAUUAUCCACCAUUAAAAAAACUCUAUUUACACAACAACAACCUUACAACGAUUGAACAUAAUUGGGUGGUUAAUUGGCAGAAAAUUACUGAAAUCGAUUUACGCUUCAAUCCAUGGGCCUGUGAUUGUACCAACAGUUGGUUUAUACAUUCGUUGAUGAAACAAAUAAAUAAUACCACACCGGUACUAACAAAAAAUGUCAACUGCGCCACUCCAUCGGCUUGGAAAAACAAGCCUCUUCUGGAGUUGAGUGCAGAUAACAAAGAACUAAUUUGCGAAAAUACCAGUCAUCCUGGAAACGAUAGUUUAAUCUUAGUCGGUAUAUUAGUGGGUGUUUUGAUUGGUAUACCAUUAACUUUAGGUGGUUUGGUUAUUUACCGCAAGGGUUGCUUUGGUUUACUUAAUCGUCAUAAACAUGGUACCGAUCGUUCCUUAUAUAAUCGUGCUAGUUUUGCUGAUGAAUUCCAUAUUUAAAAGUUUUUACUUUAAUAUAAUUAUAUUAUAAAUAUUAACACACAAAAAACUUGUAAAUUUUCGCAAACUUUUUUUUACAAUAGAACAAGUUAUGUACCAUUAUGUAUAUGU
Molecule: messenger RNA, 1830 nt
Organism: Lucilia sericata (common green bottle fly)
Lineage: Eukaryota; Metazoa; Arthropoda; Insecta; Diptera; Calliphoridae
Product: leucine-rich repeat neuronal protein 1
Exons: 7
Coding region: 160-1719 (519 amino acids)
Cellular component (GO): extracellular matrix
Molecular function (GO): protein binding
Source: RefSeq, a predicted model, not a curated record